AUGUUUGUAACUGAUAAAUUUUACAACACACCUACAGCACCAAAGUUUGGUCGUUACCGCAUCGGUUUAAUAUUUGGUAUUCUAUUAUUUCUAAUUGGUUUAGCUUCGCUGAUAUUUUCGAUCAUCGAUUUGUUCCAUGGAAAACCAAGUCAGUUGCACUAUAAUGAACUUAAUGGAGGAUUAAAAAUUGAAAAUCCUUUAUGGCCAUCAUCUGGCAAAGGAUUUUGGGUUGGUUUGAUCUUAAUGGCCACGGGUGUUAUUGGUAUAUUGGCUUCUCAUGAACGUACCGUCUCCUGUAUCAUUGCCUUUGCUAUUUUGUCGACUGUAUCAGCAAUUCUCUCAUUUUACAUGAUGAUCACGUGUAUCAUUCCUGUACAAUAUGAUGUAACAAGAACCAAUUCCAAAACUCGUAGUGAAGCGGAUCGAAUUGAAUUAAUUAUGAAUUCAUUGUUAAUAGCUGCAGGCGUUCUUGGAAGCAUUGUUGGAGGUUUAGCAUCGAUUUUCUCGUAUAAAUUUGCCGGAUGGUGUUCAAAUCAGCGUGUUAUUGGUGGUUAUGCUCAAAUGCCCCAACAGGCAAUGCCACCACGUUCACCGUAUCUUCCUGGAAGCAGAUAUUAUCCACCGCAGCAACAUAUGACAUUUCCCCCGAAUAUUGCCGCUACUGAUCAUAUUCUGAUAUCUCAAAGUUGGAAUCGUCCAUCUGUUAACGAUCGGCAGUCAAUCGAUGAUGCACUACCUCAUCUCAUUCAAAAACAUCAACAACUUUUCUUCGAACAACAACAACCAUCAAAUCCAAACACAAUUGAUGAUAUCGGUAUCCAGGUUGAAAAACAAGAUGAAGUACAAAGAGCCUCAACCUUACCGAAUGAACGCUCAUCACCAACGAGAAAUAAAAGUGAUGCAAAUAAUAAACAUCCAACGAACGAACAACUUUAUUCAACAUCAUAUAAUAGAAAAACUAAUCAAAGUACUGAUACUCAAAUAUCAAUUAAAUUCAUUGAUUUACAUGCAGUGUACGAGAUCAUUGAUCAGUCAUAUUCAAAAGUGAGAAAUUGGUAUUUACUCAUUUCACAGACGAAAUUAGAUCUGGAUUUUAUCAUGUCUGUCAACGAUUAUUUGGAUCGAUUAAAGGCAUCGGUAUAUAAAGAUUUAAUUCGGAAAGAAACAUUACAUCGAAAUGGAAACAAUCAUUCGAAAGCUCUGGUUGCUUUAUUGCGCUGUAUGUGUAAAAUAUCCUAUGAACAAGCUCUUGAAGUUACAUCGGAUUUGACUGCAAGUAAACGUGCUGUGUUGUACACAAUGACAGCUAUUGAACAUAUCUUACAAGAAAAUUUUCCGGCCAAAAAACCAUUACUUAAUUACAUCCUAAACGAAUAUAUCAGUAUGUGGUUACAUGAAAAUUUACGUGUUAUUCAAGAAGAUUUUACUGUAAUAGCUGAGAAUGCCACCAAGAAUAACUUUCUCUCAUUGUGUAUCUGUCUAUUUCAUAAACUUGACUCAUGUUGUCAUCUCAAUUGGCAACGUUUACAAAUGAUGCAAAAUUUUCGCCUAAUUAACUUUCAAAAUCUUAUGAAACCACUAGGUGUGAAACUCGAUCAACAACCCGAAUUCCUUUCACAAUUAGGUGGAAUACAAGAACAUACAAUGAAAUACUCAGAUAUACCACAAACACAAUUGUACAUCUAUCGAACUGAACAAGAAAUAAUAAGUUUAAAUGAUAUUCAGCAAACAUUUCGAAAAUGUGUGGCCAAAGGUAUUCUCGAUGAUCGGGUUUCUGAAGAAGUUCUAGCAAUCGACACUUUAUCACAGAUGUCCGUCAGACCACCAUCAAUCAAGACUGAUAUUGUCCCCCAUAUUCUGAUGCAUCCAACCGAAGUUGCUCAGCAAAUGACAAUACAACGAACAUCCACAUUGCCUCUCAAGAGUAACGAUGACGUACAGCGAAAACUUCGACUAACACCAAAAGGAUCCGUAUCGGAAAAAAAUCAUGGAAUAGAAUCGGAAACGUUGAAACAAGAGUUGACUGAACCUGAUACUAAUGUGGAAAAAUUAGUUACUAAAAAUCUGAACACAUUCCUCUUCUCAUCUCAAACACCUUUUCAAAGUGUUCAACAACAAAUUGAAACUAAACAGCCAUCACUGGAAGUAGCUGAUUUAGAAUCACCGCAAAAACAAUUCACGUUUGAUACUGAAAAUUCGCUGCCACAACAACAGCAGACGAAAACACUAGCACCACGAAGUACUUCCAAAAAAGACAAAUCAGGAUCUAGAACAAGUCAGUCAAUGUAUUUACCAGUCACCGAUGAACGUAAUCAAUAUCGUCUAACGUUUGGCGAAAUGCUUCCUAACCGUAACACGUAUCCCACAAAUGAAAUUAUAUGUUGGCAACCUAGCGUUCCUCCACCAGCACGUAUGGCAUCGUCCCAAGAGCAACUGAAACUUAUACAAACAUCUCCGAAAAAACAACAGCUGAGCGGCGAAGAUACAGCAAGAUUAACAGUACUGAAUGAAAAGCUAAUUAAAGAGUCACUUGCAUUACAACAACAUCAGUUGGGAACAGUAGUAAACGGAGAAAAAGAUAAAUUUGACGUUGACCUUAUGAGUUACGAUAAUCUAGGAGAACUAACGAGAUUGAGUGGAAGUUUUAUUAAGGUGCAUUUAGCGCAGCAACUACAAGAAAUGCGAAAGAAUAAAGAGAACUUACCAUUGAGGUAUUAUAGAAUAAACGACAAAUGGAUCUCUGAGGGCAUCAUUUUUGUACUAAUUUUUUUGAGAGCUUCUCCCCUAGCAGUCUUCGUACCACCUGAAGAACAGCUUGAAAUAUUGAUCAAAUUACAACCAGAGCAAAUGACCGCAGAAGAUAUGAAUCGCUUAAUUCUGAUGAAUGAUAAAUUACUCAAAUCAUACUUAUUACUACAACAGCAAGAACAAGCGCAAAUCAAGCUUUCCACACUAAAAACAUCGUCAUUAGCUGUUGUUGAUAAUGCACAGUUAAAAAAGCUGAAAAACUCUACACUACAAUCUUCAUCAAGGAGUGAAGGUCGUGAAGCAAUAUUAAACGAACUAAUACUGUUAACACAUAUUAAUGACUUAGAUAAUCGAUCAAGUUUAGUUGACGAAAUUAUGAUUAGGAAAUAUUUGAAUAAAGAAAAACAAGAGGAUAGUUUUGAAUGUCAGAGAAGUCUUUCAAGUCUCUCAACUCGUUCGACACAAACAACAAGUUCAGCACGAGAGAAACAACUUGAACUUGACCGCAAUUUAUCAUCACUUUCAAAAAUGAGUAAACCAGAUACGGAAGAACAAGAUACCUCGUCAACGAUUCAAGUUGAUAGCGAAAAUAAACCAAAUAUAAGUCAAAUAUCGAUAACCACACAAUUCGUUAAGCCAGCUCCAUCUGCUCCUACGACAGAAGUAAAAUUGUUGCAAGAAAAACAACAUACAUCUAUUGAUACGAAUAAAACAUUGGUCCAAGACAAUAUUAUUCACGAGAAACCGUUUUCAGAAACAUCUCUGUCGACGAAAAGUAAAGGAAUGAGUGAUAGAUGCAGCAAGUCGAUCAGAGGAUCAUCAGAUAGCGAUGAACGAACAACAAGAGACUUGAAAAGAACACUUUCACCAAAACAAAAUUCAGGGAAGCCUCUCCAAUCAGCAACAACAAGUUCAACAUUGAAUUUAGAACUGAAUGCAUUAAUUGAUUUUUUGAAAAAUUUAAUGCAGCAACAAAUAUCUCAUCGGUGGCAACAAUCACAACAAAUGAGAGAUCCACGACGAAUACCCCAGAGUACUUUACUUGAACGUUGUCUAACAGGCGAGACAGGUCAAUUGAAAGAUUUAUAUCAUGAUCUAAAUUCGUUGGACGUCAACGACCCAACAUUCAUCGCCGCAUUUACUCGCGCACUACGAAAAGAACUUGAAGAUGCACAUUUAAUGACCAACUAUGAUAGAAGUGAAUAUGGUGUAAUUGCUGAGUCUCGAAUAGGCAAAUUGCCAUUUGAAACACAGACAGCGCUGAAACUAUCCACAAAUGUUACUGCAUUCACGUGCCAAGACGAAAAGAUUGUUUAUGAUGGUAAGAUUGAUUAUGACUGUGUCAUUGUCGAAGUGAUACAUGAUCCGUCCAGGUGUUUACCAAAUCCAGAUUAUUGUCAUCCGAGUAAGCGAAAAAAAAUCAUGUCAAUUCACCAGACGUAA
This is a messenger RNA of Didymodactylos carnosus, 4191 nucleotides long. NCBI's taxonomy places the organism in Eukaryota, Metazoa, Rotifera, Eurotatoria, Philodinida, Philodinidae. The record is from the annotation of a GenBank genome assembly.